UGCUCGGCGCAGGCGGAGGAAGCUCAGUGUGAAGCAGAACCAACCUCUUCCAGCGCCACUUUUGCUGCCGACGUCCCCCCCCCCCUCACACACCCCGUCCCAGCGAGCGAGCAGCCUUCAACCAGGGCCCCAACCCUGUCUUGACUUUGGGCACAUCUUCUUAAUGACAUCUAGGCACGGGUAAGACAGCCAUCAUCUGGGGGGAGGGGGGUGGUGGUUAUACAUUUACAACAAAAACCAACCAACAUUGUAAGUUGGGAUAUCUGCGGGGACGCGUCGCCCUCUAGAGCAGGAUGUUAGAUCCGUCGUCCAGCGAGGAGGAAUCGGAUGGGAUAGUGGAGGAGGAAAGCAAAGAAGCGAUGGCACCGCAGGCCGGAUCCCGCAUCUCUCCGACCAGGACCAGCGAGAGCUCGGGGGGACUUGCGCCCGGCAGCGGCGGCAGCCGCGGCAGCGCCCGUCCGACCAGCCCGAGCCCGUCGGCCGCCAGCGAGGAGAAAGAGGACCUGGAGAAGAUGCACAGGGAGGAGGAAGACCGUAAGAAGAAGCUGCAGUUGUAUGUUUUUGUGAUGCGAUGCGUCGCUUACCCGUUCAACGCAAAGCAGCCCACGGAUAUGGCGAGGCGACAGCAGAAGAUUACCAAGCAGCAGCUCCAGCAGACCAAGGAUCGUUUCCAGGCCUUCCUCAAUGGAGAUACGCAGAUUGUGGCAGAUGAGGCAUUCAUCAACGCCGUGCAGAGCUUCAACGAGGUGUUCCUGAAGAGCGACCGCGUGGCUAAGAUGGUCCAGAGUGGAGGCUUCUCGGCCAACGAUUUCCGGGAAGUGUUCAAGAGGCACAUCGAGAAGCGCGUCCGCAGCCUUCCGGAGAUCGACGGCCUGAGCAAAGAGACGGUGCUCAGCUCCUGGAUGGCCAAGUUCGACACCAUCUACCGCGGCGACGAGGAUCCGCGCAAGGCACAGCAACGCAUGACGGCCAGCGCGGCCUCCGAGCUGAUCCUCAGCAAGGACCAGCUGUACGAGAUGUUCCAGAACAUUCUCGGCAUCAAAAAGUUUGAGCACCAGCUGCUUUAUCAAGCCUGUCAGUUGGACAACCUGGAUGAGCAGGCCGCGCAGAUCCGAAGGGAGCUGGAUGGCCGUCUUCAGAUGGCAGACCAGAUAGCCAGGGGUGGUAAGUUCCCCAAAUUUGUGUCUAAAGAGAUGGAGGCCAUGUUCAUCGAGGAGCUCAAGUCCUCAGUGAAUCAGCUGAUGGCCAAUCUGGAGAGCAUGCCUGUGUCCAAGGGAGGGGAGUUCAAACUCCAGAAGCUCAAACGGGGACACAAUACCUCCAUCAUCGACAUGGGUCAGGAGGAUGAGAACACGCUGUCCAAGUCUGAUGUGGUUCUAUCCUUCACUCUGGAGGUGGUGAUCAUGGAAGUGGUGGGGCUGAAGUCUCUGGCUCCCAACAGGAUUGUCUACUGCACCAUGGAGGUGGAGGGAGGGGAGAAACUCCAGACCGACCAAGCAGAAGCAUCCAAGCCAACGUGGGGCACCCAAGGGGACUUCACCACCACCCACCCUCUGCCCGGCGUCAAGGUGAAGCUGUUUACGGAGAGCACAGGGGUGCUGGCACUGGAGGACAAAGAACUGGGCAGGGUUGUCCUCCACCCAACUCCUAACAGCCCCAAGCAAUCAGAGCUGCACAAGAUGACCGUGACCAAGGCGUGCCCAGACCAAGACCUGAGGAUCAAACUGGCCAUACGCAUGGACAAACCACAGAAUAUGAAACACUGCGGGUAUCUGUGGGCUUUUGGGAAGAAUGUUUGGAAGCGCUGGAAGAAGCGUUUCUUUGUGCUUGUGCAGGUGAGUCAGUACACAUUCGCCAUGUGCAGCUACAGAGAGAAAAAGUCAGAGCCGCAAGAGCUUCUCCAGUUGGACGGCUACACCGUGGACUACAGCGACCCCCAGCCAGGCCUGGACGGUGGCCGGGCUUUCUUCAACGCCGUGAAGGAAGGAGACACUGUGAUCUUUGCCAGCGAUGACGAGCAGGACCGGAUCCUGUGGGUCCAGGCCAUGUACCGGGCCACCGGCCAGUCCCACAAACCUGUCCCGCCCACUCAGGUCCAGAAGCUCAACUCCAAAGGGGGGGCCUCGGCCCAAAUGGAUGCACCCAUUUCUCAGUUCUCUGGACUCAAGGAUGCUGACAGAGCUCAGAAACACGGCAUGGAUGAGUUUAUCUCCGCUAACCCCUGUAGCUUUGACCACGCUUCGCUUUUUGAGAUGGUGCAGCGGCUCACGUUGGACCACAGGCUCAAUGACACCUUCUGCUGCUUGGGAUGGUUUAGCCCGGGCCAGGUGUUUGUCUUGGAUGAGUACUGUGCCAGGAACGGAGUUCGAGGUUGUCACAGACAUCUGUGUUACCUGCGUGAUCUGCUGGAACGGGCGGAAAGUGGGGCUAUUAUUGACCCCACUCUUCUUCACUACAGCUUUGCUUUUUGUGCAUCCCAUGUCCACGGGAACAGGCCAGACGGGCUGAGCACAGUGAAGGUGGACGAGAAGGAGCGCUUUGAGGACAUCAAGGAGAGGUUGCGUGUGAUAUUGGAAAACCAGAUAGUAAAUUUCAGAUAUUGUUUCCCAUUUGGUCGUCCAGAGGGAGCACUGAAGGCAACUUUAUCUUUGCUGGAGAGGGUCCUGAUGAAGGACAUCGCGACCCCGGUUCCACCAGAAGAAGUUAAAGGAGUUAUCCGCAAAUGUUUGGAGCAGGCUGCUCAGCUGAACUACGAGCGGAUUAAAGAAUACGCUGCGAUUGAAGGAAAAAAGAGGGAAAUGUUUGAGCACCCUGUCUUCUGCUUGGCGUCUCAAGUGAUGGAUUUAACCAUCCAGAACGUAGGCCGCUUAGUCACGCCUGCCAAAAAGCUGGAGGAAACAAUUCGCCUGGCGGAGUUAGUCAUAGAGGUCCUCCAGCAGAACCAGGAACACCACGCGGAGGCGGCAGUCACAAGUUCUGGAGAUCAAUCGCAGGGAAAAGAGGCCUUUGCAUGGUGGACAGACCUCAUGGUGGAGCAUGCAGAGAACUUCCUGGCCCUCUACGCCGUCGACAUGGAUGCCGCCCUCGAGAUCCAGUCCCCCGAGAGCUGGGACAGCUUCCCCCUCUUCCAGCUUCUCAACGACUUCCUCCGCAACGACUAUCACCUGUGCAAUGGAAAGUUCCACAAACACCUCCAGGAUCUGUAUGCUCCUCUGGUGGUUAGAUAUGUGGAUCUGAUGGAGUCCUCCAUAGCACAGUCAAUUCACAAGGGCUUUGAGCGAGAGUCCUGGGAGCCCGUGAAGAGUUUAACAAGUAAUCUGCCCAAUGUGAAUCUACCAAAUGUCAACCUCCAAAUUCCCAAAGUACCAAAUCUGCCAGUGCCAGUAGCAGGACUAUCAGUUAACCUUCCACAAAUGCCUAGCUUUUCAACCCCGUCAUGGAUGGCCGCUAUAUAUGACUCCGAUAAUGGCUCCGGCACGUCAGAGGACCUCUUCUGGAAGCUGGAAGCCCUCCAGACGUUCAUCAGGGACCUACAUUGGCCCGAGGAGGAGUUCGCCAAACACCUCGAGAGUCGCAUCCAGCUCAUGUCCAGCAACAUGAUCGAGAACUGCGUCAAGCGCACCAGGAUAGCAUUUGAGUCCAAGCUGACAAAAAGCAGCAAGUCCACAGAUUUCCGCAUCUCUCCGACAUUGUGCACCAUGUUCAACGUGAUGGUUGACGCCAAGGACCAAUCGGCUAAAUUGUGCGCAAUGGAGAUGGGCCAAGAGAAACAGUACCACACCCAAAUAGACGAACUGAUUGAGGAAAGUGUGAAAGACAUGAUCCAGUUCCUGGUGGCAAAGUUUGUCGUCAUUCUGGAGAGCGUGUUGGCAAAGAUUUCUAGAUAUGACGAAGGAACCCUCUUCUCUUCGUUCCUUUCAUUCACGGUGAAAGCUGCUUCUAAAUAUGUGGAUGUACCUAAACCUGGGAUGGACGUGGCCGAUGGCUACGUGACCUUUGUGCGCCACUCUCAGGAUAUACUUCGUGAUAAGGUCAAUGAGGAGGUGUAUAUAGAAAGGUUAUUUGAUCAAUGGUACACCGCCACCAUGAACCUGUUGGGGACCUGGCUGACCGAGCGCAUGGAGCAGCAGCUCCACGUCUACCAGCUGAAGAUCCUCAUCAGGAUCACAAAGAAAAAGUACCGGGACUUCCGCCUGCAGGGCGUCCUGGACUCCACCCUGAACAGCAAGAUGUACGACACGGUGCGCAACAGGCUGACCAUCGAGGAGGCCACUGCUUCGGUGAGGGAAGGAGGCAUGCAGGGCAUCUCCAUGAAGGACAGCGACGAGGAGGACGAAGACGACGACUAGAGCUCGUAUACACCGACAGUCCGACUCCAACCCCUUCACCCCCACCCUCCUUUCACACUUUUGACUUUAGCCUGGUUACCGAUGCAUGUACCAACUCAGAUAGCCACUCUAGGACCUCUUUGUCAGCUCGAAAUGCCUAUCGAGGGAAUAUUAACUAAAACUAAAAUAGUACUUAUACUGAGGAAAAAUCGAAAAUAAAAAUGUUAAAAAAUAUCCACGAUUGGCGGUUUAGCUGUCAUGAUAAAGAUAGCAACUAUCUUUGAUUCAUCCAUUUCUAAAUUCAUUUCUAUGUGUUACUAAGCAAUAUGGAGAACCAUUUGUUUGACAAUGUUGAGUGAGAUUAGUAGGUGUGUCCCUGUCCAAUGCAAACCUAUAUGGCGCUUCUUUGUCGUAUUCUACAUUCAUUAAUGGUACAUUGUUGUGAUGAUGCGUGUGUGGACCCUUUUCUUUGUCUCGUCUGUUUUUAAGUGAAUGCCAACUGCUUCAAACUGAGAAAAAAAAAAACCUCUGUAUUUGUUUAGGGCUGUCACUGAUGUUGUCUUCUCACUGUUAUUAAGAUCAACAGUAAGUUCAGACGUGCAUUUUUAUCAUGUGUCAACGCUUACGUGACUUUAUCUCAAUUACUAAUUAGACACGGCUCGACAGGACUCAUGAACUUUAACGAGUUGGUAUUCCAGAGAUGCAAUAUUCUCGUUGGUCCAUUUUGAUAACUUGGGAUAUUCUAUUUUUUUUUUCAACAUUAAAAGGCCUUGAAACAGGUUUUAUUUUAUUUGUGUUGCACUUUUACAGAGUGAAGAGCAAAAAUAUUAUUUUUUUUAUUGAAAAAAAAAAGAAGGUUGGUCCGUCUUUGUUCUGUAACUGUGUAGAAUGAGAUGUCUGGCAUUUGUUUGGGUCUCACUGUUGUUUUGUAUAUAUUAUAUAAAUAUAUAUAUAAAUAUAAAAUGCUGUACAUUGCAUUCUGAGCCAUCGCUGCAUGCCUGUGGGUUCUCACCCUCCCUAAACGCUUCCUGUUUUCUGUGUGAAUUAGCUGGUGGAUUCAUUCUUGCUUUUGCCUUAUGAAAGCCAACAGUUGUAAUAUGCAAGAGCUGUUGCCUCUAAAUAAAAAUUACUGUACAUGUGCA
Molecule: messenger RNA, 5470 nt
Organism: Gasterosteus aculeatus aculeatus (three-spined stickleback)
Lineage: Eukaryota; Metazoa; Chordata; Actinopteri; Perciformes; Gasterosteidae
Source: RefSeq, a predicted model, not a curated record